AGUCAAUAAAACAUAUGAUGCUGUCCAGAUGGACUGCUGCUCACUUGCUGAAACGGCGACAAAAUGCGGACGGCGCUUCAUCUGCUGCUCCUGCUCAUCCCAAAUGGAGGAUGCACAGGUGGUCCCACCUUUACGACAAAGACCGUUGCAGUUGGACAAGAUGUCUCUCUGGAAUGUCCCCGGGACAAAUCCAGACUUCAGGAUCGUCUUUUUUGGAUCCGGCUUGUUUCUGGAAGCUUUCCUGAACGUUUAGCUGAGGCGUCAGCCUUCGAUUUGACGAAACCUCAUCUUGGGCCAUCAAACAGUGAACGUCGCAUCACAGCCGAAAAACAGCCAGGAAUUUUUGUUCUGCAAAUUCAUCAAGUGCAGAAAAGUGACAUGGCCGUCUACUACUGUUGCAAUUCGACAACAUGGGGUUAUAACAUGGCAUUUGUGAAGGGAAUAUUUCUGCAGGUCAAAGAUUUCCCAGAAACAGGACCGUCUGUCUCUCUAGACUUGCGGUCUGAGGCGGGCCCACCUGGAUCACCUGUGACCUUACGGUGCUCGGUCGUCUCCCGCCCGGGGAAUAAAACGUGUACGGAUGGACACAACGUUUACUGGUUCAGAGCUGGAACAGAUGGCGCGCAUCCCAGCUUCGUUUACGCUCAUGAACAAUGCGGAGAGGUCGAAGGUGGCUCGACGCGGAAAUGCGAUCCCGUUUUCUCAAAGAACGUCACCUCCUCCGAUGCCGGAACUUACUUCUGUGCUGUGGCCACGUGUGGGGAGAUUUUCAUGAGAUCCGCAAAAAUAGUCACCAUUGAAGAUGCCUGCAGGUGUGAUUCACAAAGGUCUGUUAUCAUCGUCUUGGGUGCUGCUUCGGCCUUAAUCUUCAUCCUGUCAGCCUUCCUCAUAUUCAAGAUCAAGACAAAAAGAUGUUUUUGCUGCAAAGGUCAAACAUUAUUCCAGGGACCUCCUUAUAAUUCGAGUGCCGGUUCAAGAUAAUUACCAUCAUCACCAUACCAUGUAUCCAUCUGAGCCACAAGCAUUAAACAUUUGAAAAAUAAGAAUUUUUUUUGGGGGGGGGGGAAAGAAAAAAAUCAAUCUUUACGAGAGCAAAAUCGGAUUUUGUAGGGAAUACGUAAAGUUGCAAGAAAAUGUUGUAAUACUGCAUUAUAAUUUCAAAGCCAAAGUUGAACGAGGGAAAAAUGUUAGUGUUUAAGAAAAUCGUGCAAUUUCAAAAAAAUGUACUUUAUUACUAUAAAGGCUUUUAGUCUUUCAAAACAAUAGAAACAAAUCGAAACGCGAAAUUUAUGCCAAGAAAUUUGACUUUAUUCCUGUUAUAAUAAGCCUUUUGUUCUUUAAAAAAAAAAAAGAUUAAUAUUCAUGCAGCCAUGUCAAUUUCUUUUCUGCUGAUACAUCAUAACACUGGGUUACAAAAAAACUGUUUUUUUUUUUUUUUUUUUUUUUUUUUUGGGAAGUUGUCUUUUUGACGGCACGGUGGAGGACGACUGGUUAGAGCGUCAGCCUCACAGUUCUGAGGACCCGGGUUCAAUCCCCGCCCCCGCCUGUGUCGAGUUUGCAUGUUCUCCCCGUGCCUGCGUGGGUUUUCUCCGGGCACUCCGGUUUCCUCCCACAUCCCAAAAACAUGCAUUAAUUGGAGACUCUAAAAUUGCCCGUAGGCGUGACUGUGAGUGCGAAUGUUGUUUGUUUCUAUGUGCCCUGCGAUUGGCUGGCAACGAGUUCAGGAUGUACCCCGCCUCCUGCCCGAUGACAGCUGGGAUAGGCUCCAGCACGCCCGCGAUCCAAGUGAGGAGAAGCGGCUCAGAAAAUGGAUGGAUGGAUGGAUGUUUUAUGUUCCCAUGUGUUUAUAUAUAGAUAUAUAUAUAUAGAUAUAUUUUAGAUGUUAGCAUAGAAUUUAUUCCAGUUAUUUUGUGAGCCCCCAAGCUGUGGCCCGUGGAGCCCACUUUGAAAAGCACUGCUUGACGCCUUUUCUUUGUCCAAU
Phycodurus eques (leafy seadragon) is the source of this 1981-nucleotide messenger RNA. RefSeq lists its product as uncharacterized. Lineage: Eukaryota; Metazoa; Chordata; Actinopteri; Syngnathiformes; Syngnathidae. Bases 64 to 981 code for a protein of 305 amino acids. Gene Ontology annotation, biological process: response to bacterium. The record is from RefSeq and is a predicted model, not a curated record. The transcript has 5 exons.